CUAAAGUUAACCCAGGGACAAUUGUCCAUUGACUCUGCGCGAGUCAUGAGAGCCUUCGAGUCCUCGCUCUCCCUACUGGUGAUAAAGUCGAAAUAGUGCUCCGCAAACCACAAUAUGGAGGUGUUAAUCGACUGUUACUUUGACAAACUAUUCGCCGAGAUGGAGAGAAGCUGCCUCGCGUCGCGAUAUAAGCGUCGCGAGCUCGUUAGGUACUUUUCAGACGUGAUAAAUAGUUGCGCCGAAGCGGAAAAUUUGGAGACGGAAGAUGUUUGCGAGAGGAUAGUCCUCGCUGCUCUGCGGUACCACAACAUUACCCUGUCGGAGAACGGAUCGGUUUGUCUGCUGGGCAAGUUCCAUAACGUUCUCUAUGUGGCAGCCAAACUGUGCUACGAUUGGAACCUCAAGAAUAACGAGAUAGUAUCCCGUCUCCUAAACGACAUUUUCUACUGCGAAAAGACCUUUGAGAGGAUCCUGGUGGGCGCUAUUUUCGGGACCCGAGUUACGCACUUCCUGUCCGGGUGGAAGUGCGACUUCGAAGACAGAGAGGAGAACAUCAGAGCUUUGACGUACUUCUUGGACCACGCGGCAAUGGGUCGUCUGGAAUAUCGUUGCAAUAGUUCAGGAGGUUUCAAAAGACGCUUAAUAGAUAUUCCCAUGGAGUCCUAUGGGCAAGUCCUGCCUCUCAGGGUGGCCAUCCAGCACGGUUCCCCGGACAUCCUGCUGAUCAUGCUGAGGUAUGGGGCUUCUACGGAAUCCGACAAACUGGCCCCUUCACCGAUCGAGAUUUUGUUGUCCAAACUGAACGAAUAUAACGUGGGCAUCGAUGACAACGAUGUCUGCAUAUAUCCGCAACAUCUUCUGCUAUGUCUGAAGCUUUUGCUCCGCACUAUCACCACGGUUUGCGUGAGGACCCCGGAACAUAUUGCCGGUCAAAGCGGGGUCUUCAGUCUGUCUCUUCGGGAUAGAUACCCGAAACUUGCAGAGAGCAAUCUGGUGCCUCCGGAACGCAGUGGCGAAUAUCCGGCAGAACUGAUGCAUUUGUGCAGGUGCAAGAUUCGACAGACUUUGUUCGAGAAUUGGGCCUUGCCACAUGGCAUACGCACAUUGCAGAUCCCGGAAUCGUUGAGGGACUAUUUGGAUUUGUUCUAUGAUUGACGCGUAUCAUUUAAUGAGGUCGUGGAAUAUUUCGAAGGUCUCGAGGAAACCUGCGUUCCUUCCAUUUGGGUACAAUUACUCGCACCUUAGGUGAUACCUGCACGUUGCGCAAGAAUCGUUACCGGAACUAUAAAUCCUACAUGAAUCCGAGACACAAAAACUAGGAGGGAAUAAAAGCACGAGACCGCUAAGUUAGACCGCCUGCCACUUCGCAACGAGAAAGUGCACGUUAACUUUAAUCGUCCAAUGAAACAGCGAAGAGUCUAAUAAAA
This is a messenger RNA of Orussus abietinus, 1427 nucleotides long. RefSeq lists its product as uncharacterized. The record is from RefSeq and is a predicted model, not a curated record. Lineage: Eukaryota; Metazoa; Arthropoda; Insecta; Hymenoptera; Orussidae. The transcript is spliced from 2 exons. Bases 115 to 1155 code for a protein of 346 amino acids. Gene Ontology annotation, biological process: intracellular signal transduction.